Molecule: messenger RNA, 5354 nt
Organism: Dromiciops gliroides (monito del monte)
Lineage: Eukaryota; Metazoa; Chordata; Mammalia; Microbiotheria; Microbiotheriidae
Gene: MROH2A
Product: maestro heat like repeat family member 2A
Exons: 42
Coding region: 1-5337 (1778 amino acids)
Cellular component (GO): cytoplasm
Source: RefSeq, a predicted model, not a curated record
AUGGAGAAGAAGGCUCUGGUCCCUGCCAGGCUGAGCAUAUCCAACCUGCCGCUGGCCUCGGAGCUGCCGGGGCCGUCGUCGGCAGGGGUUUACCAACAAGUCACCAACCUCCUGAACAUCGUGGAUGAAGAUGACCAGGAGAGCAAUGGUCUGAGCAGCCAGGAGGGUCACGGGUCCAGGAUGCGCAAGGCGCUGGCCAGCAUGAUCAUCAUUCAGAAGGCCAACGCAGAGCCCUCAGAGGUCAUGACCGCGCUCAUCCAUAGCCUGCAGCUGGAGGAGAUCUCCAUUAAGCGGAAGGUCAGCAUCUACACCAUUCUCCAGGGGAUCAUCCAGCAGGAAGGGGAGCUUGAUGAGGAGUGUGUGCAGACUCUGGUGAACCUCGCCUCCAAGGAAAUGCGGGAGAUCCAAGAGAUCGAGGGCUACUUACUGGCAGAGACGGCCAGUGACACGUUGGUGGCUCUGUCCCGAAACCACUUUAACCUUGUCAUGUACGAGCUGCAACACCAUCUCAAACCCCUGAUCCUGACCGAUGAGUUCGUCCUCAUCACGUUAGCCAAUCUGGCCAAUGCCAAUGUAUUUGAGUUUAUGCCCUACAUGGGGAUCACACUAGCCACCAUCUUCACUAUGCUGAGACUGGCCAACGGGGCCAAGAUGCGCCAGGUGUUCUGCAGUGCUAUGGAAACGUUUUGUGAGGCGAUUCAGUUUUACUUAAAGCACUGGGAGGACAGUGUGUACCCCAUCAUGACUGGAGAGCACUUCAUGAAUAAGCUUUUGCCCAUGUACCGACAUUUUGUUACUGUGUGGCUCCGGAGUGAGAACACCGAGGUCAAGCUGGCUGUGAUCAAAUCCCUUCGUCCCAUGCUUAGCCUCCUUCUUCCCAUCGAGGAGCUGCGGGAGCAGGUGUAUGACUACAUUCCCUUGCUCUUGGCAGAGUACCAGGGGAGUGUGGAGGCCCUCUUCAUCACCCAGAUCCUGAGGCAGAUCCUGGAGGUCUCUGUCUCCAGCAAUACGCCAGUCCCCAAAAUGCAGCUGCACACCAUCUUUACUGAGCUGCACACCCAGGUCUGUUCCAAGGCCCCCGCCCUCCAGCAGUUCAGCAGUGAGAAUCUGGCUGAGGUUGUCCAAUGCUUCAUUGCUCUGGCCCGCUCCUACCCUGAUGAGCUGAUGAAAUUCUUCCGUAACCAAAUGCAGACAGGGAAGGAGGCCAUCCGUGUAGGGACCCUGACCCUGCUCCGGGCAGUCCUCAGUGCUGAUGUGCCUGAGAUGAACAGCAGGACCCUGCACUUCGCAGUCAAGGUGGUUAGAAAUGCUCUCUGUGACCCCCGAGCUAAGGUAAAGCUGGCCAUUCUCCGGGUCAUCGGCCAGCUGGCCAUCUCUGGCUACCAGGAAAGGGUCAGAGGCUGGGGCCUCCGAUAUGUUUCCCUGCAGCUUAUUUUAUCGACCUACAAACUGAUGAAUCGUCAGGAGAGCUGCUCUCAGGCCGAUCUGGAAGAGAAGAUGGUGCACAAGGUGACCAUGGAUACUGUGAGGAUCAUUACGGCCUCUGUCAGCGGGGUGAUCAAUGAAUUUUGGCUGAAACUCUUGGGUUACAUCAUGGAGACAGAAUACACGGAAGCCCUCACUCCCAUUUGCAUCAGCCUGACCAACCUGGCCGAGCGUCAGCGCCAGCAAAAAGAAUCCAAAGCGAAUGUGGGCAGGAGCGGACAAGUGGAACUCCCUGCUCCUCAGAAGCUGCUGGCCCGGCUCCUGGUGCUUCUCUCAGCCCCUUACAAGGGGGAGGGCCGUGGCGUGGCCAUGCUCCAACUGCUUAAGACCCUGCACCAGAAUAUUGCCCCUGCCAUGGCGGACCUAUGGGAAGUUGAGAUUCCUGCCCUGAUUCAGUACCUGGAAGAGCACACACAGUAUACCUGGAACCAAAAGACCUGGGAAGACAAGCUGAUUCAGUUUCUAAGAAACUCCCUCAAGAGAACCCAGGGAACCACGUGGAGCCUGCGCCUGAGCCGGGAGCUGAACCACCAGAUCGUCAGCUACGAGAGCCCCUCGGUGGAGAAGGCCUUCCUCUACCGGGCGCUGGGCUUCACACUGGCCGCAGGGCAGGAAGCUGACAAGGUAGAGACCCAGCUCAUGGAGCUGCUGCACAAGACCGAUUAUGGCAACGAUUUUGACCGUGAGGGAGCCAUUCUUUGCCUGGGACUCUGCGCCAGGGGUCAAGUGGUCACUGUGCUUCACGUGCUCCAAGAGUUUGAAGAGAAAAUCCAAGAGACAGAGGACUCCUGGCACAUCAGUGCUUGGAGGAGUGACCACCCCUGGAGGAGGGAGGUGGUGAAGAGUGCCCUCAUGGUGAUGUACAGCAGUGUGGCUGCCCACUGCCACCCCAGGAUGCUGCUGUCCCGUGUGGAGAAGGACAUCACCAAGAAGAUCCUGCAUCACUAUGCCACCAGCUGCCAGGAUGUCUCUCUGAAGCUGGCCUUUGUCCAGAGUGUCAUCCAGAUCUGUCUGGCCAUCCAGGCCUUGGGCAAGGUAGACUUUGACUACACCUACAAAGCAGAGCUCACAGCUAACCUCAUGGUGAUCCUCAAGAUGGAGCCGCUGGACUCCCUGGUGUCUCCUGUGCGCUGCCUGACGAUGACGGCGCUCUGGCACCUCAGCAAAUUGAGGCCUCCUUUCACCCUUGAGGAAAACCACGAACUGAUGGACAGGAGCGUCCAGUGUGUGUUUCCUCUCCCUCCUCCAGAAGAGGACAGUGAACAGGUCAAGAUGUUGUAUGAGAACUCCAUGAGUGCCCUGAUGAGGCUGAUGCAGAGCCUUCUGGAAAGAGAGCUGGACCCCAAGGGCCUCCAAGAGACGUUCCAUCUCCUUGAGAAAUGGCUACAUUCAGAGAAGGACUGGGAGCGAGAGAGAGCGGUCAUGCUGAGCCUUCAUCUCCUGCAGGUCUACAGGGAGGGCGUCACCAUCCUGAUACCCUUGAAAUCUGGCCAGUUUGGCACUCUGAUUGGACUCCUGGCUCCACAUACCUGUGACUCCCAAGUGAGGACCCGGCAGUGCACUAUCGAUGUCAUCUGCUGCCUUUUAGACCUCCAUGCAGCCCGGCCCUGGUCCAUACAGGACACGGUGACGGAGAAGCUGCUCCUGGACAUCAAAGACGAGCUGAAGACGACCGACGGGGAGAAGAUUUACGCCCUGUCCUCCAGGGUGGCCAAGGUCAUCAGCAAGGACGUGCGGUGGGAAGAGCUCCUCAUCCUUCUCCAGAGCGCCUGCGAGAGCCUGGGGGCCACCAACCUGGCCCACGACAAGGCCGCCGUCACCUGGCUCAGCACCGUCCUCAGGCUGCGGGGGCACGAGCUGGAAGACAAGGUGCCCGAGAUCUUGAGCACCAUCUUGGCACACCUGCCCUCCGUGCUGCACCCAGACGUGCGGCGCCCCCUGGUGGAAGCCGUCCUCUUGCUGGCUCACUCCUACCAGGAGACAGUCAUCACUUCCCUGCUGAGGCAGCCGCUGCCUCUGGACAGCAACAUCACCGAGCUGUGGGAAGCGCUGGCAGAAGAUUCUACCUUGGCUCGGAAGAUCCUCCAUGCCCUGAUGGCGAGAAUACAGGCCAAGAAAGCGCCCAGGAGCAGCCCCACCUCCAAGAAGGACAUCUGGCGCCUGGCUGCUGUGGACCCCAUCACGGCGGUGUGUGCCCUCCACAAGAUGACCAUGGCGCUGGACAGCGGGGAGAAGCUGCAGGACAUCUUUCCCGAGCUGUCCUGCACGGUCCUCCAGGAACUGAGCAGCAGCGCCGGGCUCUGGCAGAGCUCUCUGGUCCCAGACAAUUGGGCUGUGAUCCAGACUGGAAACCUGCAGAACAAGAUUACGCCCCGCAGGUACCACCCCCUGGCCCAGGCUACCAGCCUUGGGUGGAGAGGCCUUUCAUUGGCGUCUUCGACCCAAGUCUGGUCCAUGACAAGUGUGGGCAGCUCCUCCCCUGGGGGCUCCCGCCAAGAGCAAGACGUUCUGCCCUUCAUCAGGCUGUCAGGCGAUCAGUCAUCUCAGACCUUCCUCCCCAUCGCAUGCUCUUCCAUCGAGGGGCCGGCCUCCUGGCUGUCCAAUGAGCAAGACCCCCCACCUCUGGGCUCCCUCCUCUGCUCUGCUCUGGCCACUGGGCUCCCUGGCCUCCUGCUCACGGUCCAGACCCUGCAGGGGGUGCUGAGCCGAGCUGGGAGUGAGCAGAUGAUGUUCAGCCUGGAGGACCAGGGGGUGUGGAGCCUCCUGGAGGACCCCAGGACUCACAUGGAUGGAGUGUGUCUCCUGGCCAGAACCAUGAUCCUGCACGUUGGCUCCUACAGCCAGAGGUUCGCGCAGUUGCUGCUGCCGGGCUUGGACUCAGAAUUCCUCUCCUGGCGUCUCAGCAGCACGGCCUUCUUCAUAGAACUCAUGUGUGACCCAGUGCUCUACAGAAAGAAGUUGCUCAAGUCCACCGUUCCCAAGUUGGCCAAGGGGGCCAGCCAUGUGCACAGUGCCCUGCGCCUCCUGUCCAUACGGGCCCUAGGCAAUCUGGCCAUCGGGGCUCCCAGAAAGGUGAAGCACUACCGGAAACUGCUCCUCAAGAAGUUCCUCUGCUCCCUCAGUGACCCCAUCAGCAGCCAGGUGAUCUCAGAGACGAUGGUGGCGCUGACUAAGGUGCUGGGGCUGAUGGGUGAGGACGACCUGGGCACCUCCUUUGAGGUCAUCUCCAUGCAGUGCAGGGCCUUCUUUGAUGACGAGAACGAGGUGCUUCGCAUGCAUGCUGUCAUCCUGUUUGGGAAGCUUGCUGUCUGGGCUGGGAAGAAGAAGGACUUUUUUGCAACAGAGGUCAGGAAGGGCUGGAUCCCUCUGAUUGUCCACCUGGAGGACCCCUGCCCUGAAGUGGCCAAGGCCUGUGAAGCCGCCAUUUGCCUCUGCAUUCCUUUCUGGGGCUGGAGGAGGCUGCAGAUCACCUUGGAGAAGUUGGUCAACCAAGGCGCUGACCUGAGCCUCUUCCAGAUGGAGAUGUGCGGUUACCUGGCCAGGAAAGACCCGGUCCUCUUGGAUGCAUUCUGUGCAGAAGCCAUUGGUUACUAUGACAGCCAGUGGGCCAGGAUCAAGGUGGCUGCGUGCACCUUUACAGGGUACGUCCUGGAGCAGCUGGUCCCCCUGAACCUGGGGGAGAUGGACUUGGAGCGCCUGCGUCAAUAUCUCCAGGUGCUACAGACGGACCCUGAGCCCAUGGUCCAGAGUGCUGCGAAGGAGACUCUUUCUCUCCUCUGGGACAGGCAGCUAGAGGAGAGUGGGAAUUUGUCUGCUGCCCUGGUGGAGGAGCCGGCCCCCGCCGAGACAUAGCUGCUGGGCCCCUGCCC